GGCACUAUGGUGAGUUCAUCAGGAAUAAGGAAAGGUGCAUGGACCAGGGAGGAAGAUAUACUUCUAAGGGAUUGCGUUGAGAAAUAUGGUGAAGGAAGAUGGCAUCAAGUUUCUUCCAAUGCAGGCUUGAAUAGAUGCAGGAAAAGCUGCAGGUUGAGGUGGUUGAAUUAUCUCAAGCCAGGUAUCAAGAGAGGACAGUAUUCUGAGGACGAAGAAGACUUGAUUAUCAAGCUACACAGGUUGCUUGGCAAUAGGUGGUCAUUGAUUGCUGGUAGACUUCCAGGAAGAACAGCAAAUGAUUUAAAGAAUUAUUGGAACACAAACCUGCGUAAGAAGGUGGUUUCUGGCACCAGAGAAGCUCAAACAAAACCAGAACCAAAAGCCAGCAUAAUAAAGCCUCGACCUCAUAAAUUCAAAAGUUUAUGCUGGUUAGGAGGAAAAGGUAUUCCAUUUUUCAAUGGUGGUUUUCAAUAUGGGUACGAUCUUUGUAAGCCAUGGUCUUCAUCAGCAUUAUCCCCUUCCGAUAUUAUUGAAGUUGAAAGUAUGUGGUGGGAAAGCUUGUUAGAUGACAAAGAAAUUAAUGUAUCGAGCAACACCGGAUGUCUCCGUUCGGGGUCAGAAUCUGACCAAGAGCCCAUCAAAAGUCUUUUUGCAGAGGACAGCGCUCCAGAAGGGAUGAGAAUUGGAGACGUGUUCUGUGAACAAGGACAGCAUUGGUGGAGUGGCAAUUCUUUUGAUGCAGCAGGCCUUUGGAAUUUAGUCAAUACUUGA
This is a messenger RNA of Populus nigra (black poplar), 771 nucleotides long. RefSeq names its product transcription factor MYB1-like. The record is from RefSeq and is a predicted model, not a curated record. NCBI's taxonomy places the organism in Eukaryota, Viridiplantae, Streptophyta, Magnoliopsida, Malpighiales, Salicaceae. The transcript is spliced from 3 exons. Bases 7 to 771 code for a protein of 254 amino acids.